This is a messenger RNA of Pelmatolapia mariae (spotted tilapia), 2962 nucleotides long. RefSeq names its product zinc finger, matrin-type 5 (gene zmat5). Lineage: Eukaryota; Metazoa; Chordata; Actinopteri; Cichliformes; Cichlidae. Bases 194 to 721 code for a protein of 175 amino acids. The record is from RefSeq and is a predicted model, not a curated record. Gene Ontology annotation, molecular function: zinc ion binding. The transcript is spliced from 6 exons. Gene Ontology annotation, cellular component: U12-type spliceosomal complex.
UUCCGCUUUAGCUUGGUUGUGGGAUGCUAAUAAACAGAUACCCGAUAGGAGCUUUCGAGGUGGUGUUUUGUACCUUUUGUUAGGACAAGCCUUCGCCACCGAGAAUGUAAUCGGCAUGUUAUAAUCUCAUCAGGGAUACAUAUUUGAGGUGCUUAAAAGGUGAUAUUGCAAUAGUCUGAACACAGCUUUGACCAUGGGGAAGAGGUACUACUGUGACUACUGUGACCGGUCCUUUCAGGACAACAUGCAUAACAGAAAAAAGCAUCUGAAUGGUGUUCAGCAUCACCGAGCAAAAAAAGCUUGGUUUGACAAUUUUAGAGACUCUGCAGCUAUUCUGAAUGAUGAGCAAGAAAAGAAGCCCUGCAGGAAGUUUCUCCAAAAAGGAAUUUGUGAUUUUGGCUCCAACUGCAGAUUUUCUCAUAUGACAGAAGAAGAGCUAUUUAACUUAAAAAGACAGGUGGAAGAUGAAAGACAACACAGAGAGGACUCUGAGGACAGAAUUAUGCCUGGACGAAGUAUAGAAGAAUGGCUCUCGAGAAGGGAAAAGAAGAGAGCUGCCCUCGGUAGUAAAGGAGAUCUAAAAAUCGAGGAAGACAGUGAGGAAAGUCAAGCAGAAAAUGGCAUUCUUCAGCAGCUCCUCUCCAUUCCUGACCUACCGCCCUCGCUUCAACCCCCUCCUCCAGGCGGGUGGAAAGUCAACAUGAACACUGAGUGGGGUUGAGUGACAUUCACUUUGGGGGUUCAGAUGACUGUUAAGCCAAUACCUAACAUUAAUAAAGGGAGGAAUGGUUCAGAAAACCAAUAUUAUUUUAGUUUUUUAAGGAUUUUCAGCAUGAAAGGAAGAUUUCAGUUGUUGUUUGUUGCUGUUUUUCAUUUGAAUAAUAAAUUUACUUUUCUUAGGUGAGUAAAGUAUUUGCAUAUAUUUCAAAACAAAAUCUGAGAUGAACAGUAACUGUACAACAUCGGGGUAAUUGAUGCAGUUUUUGCACUGAUAAGUCACAGAGUGCCCUUAAAGUGAGACUCCUCUGAGGAGUUACAUUUGAUAUCAUGUGGGCCCAAAGGGAAUGAAUGAUUGCCGAGCAGAUGGAAACCUUUUUUUUUUUUUUUUUUGCAUGGUUUUAAUUCUGUGCUGCAUCAUGGGGGAUUCCUUGAUCUCAUGACUUCAUUUUUAUUACUAACCCAGCCACUAGAAAACACAAUUUAAUUUUCAAAAUGAUAUGAACGACGAAGUGAAACACUGGAUUGAAUCUUAUAAUGAAAGUUUUAAUAGUCAGAAAGUUCGUUAAUUUAUUUCUUAGUAAGCAUCGUGCAAAUCCCUUGGAUUUGUGACUAAUAUAUUUCUAAUUGUCUUUGGGUUUUUUUUUUAAACCCUCAAGUAUUUAAUAUUCUUUGCUCAGAUUAUGCUGAAAUGUACAGUAGUCACUCAUCCUUCACAACACCUGCCUAAUAUUGUGUAGGUCUCCCUUGUGCUUGAAAGCUACCACUGGAUCCUAUUAGGGAAACGGUGGCGGUGACAAGGUUAGGGAUAUGGCAUCCUGCUUUUGCCUAGCUGUUUGCAGGUUGACCAUCCCCUAUGCAUCACAUGUAUGCUUGUUAAACAUGCACAUGUGUUGUUGGCAGACUGGACUCAGAGGUGUCCAGGUCACUAACCUUGCACAGGUCCUCUAUGCAGUGUGCUGUGGUGUCUGGCACAGGGAUAUUGCAGAUCCUUUGACUCUGUUGAGGUGUUGGGUGGGAAUUCCGUGGAUCAGGCUUGUUUCACCCAAAGAUGCUCUCGUCUCAUUAUUGUUGUUUUUAAGGAAUCCUCUUUGGUUUGUGUCAUUUGUGUUAUUUCAAUGAAAUACAGUCAAUUAAAAAAACAUUUUCUUUGGAUUUACUUAAGGCAAGUGGUUCCAUCCAAGUGAGAAACUCUUAAGAAAUACAAAACAGAGUAUUGCAUUGCAAUGGGACAAAUAACCCAAGUAAACUUAAACUGUUUCUUAGGAGUUAACACAGCUGUGUGGAAACAUUUGACAUAACAUUCUCAAUGACAUCCGAUAAUACAAAUGUUGGAGAGUGCAGGAGACUGGGAUAUACAGAGUUGACAGUCCUGGGAAAUUGCCAUCUGUGAAGUUGUCUUUCUUAACCAUUGAAAGAAUUCUGUCAUCAUGCACUUUAGUUGUCUCUUGUCAUCUUUUUAUGCCUUUUUGGUGCUGCUGAGCUGACCAGUCUAUUUAUUCUGUUUAAGAAUGAAUCAGAUUGUAGAUUUGGACACUUGUAGUUUUUGCUAUCUCUUUGAUCAAUUUAUAGUGAAAAAAAAAUACAGUGAAAACAUAUAUUAAACACUUGGAAGAAACUUCAGAUAUUAUGUCCAUUUCAUUUGUUAUUAAUUUACAUGGGAACAGGCCUCACCUGGUCAGUCAACUGUCCAAUUAUUUUUAAGCAUCUUAAUAUCAGGAACUACAUGUAAAUAUGGCUGUAACUCCUUAACUGAUGCAACAAAGCGGAAACUGCACUUCAGUCACAUCUUUAUUCUUAGCUUAUAAUCCUCUGUGGCAAAACUACAAAAAUCGUGUCCAACAAGUUAAGAACUUGUAACUGUAUGUCAGUCGGUAUCCUUUGCUCACUGGUGGUUAUUUGUCUCACCUCAGAUUUGGAAAAGAGUUGAACUCUCGCCCCACAGCUUCACCUCAGUAAAGGUUACCAUGUCUGAAUGUCAUUGACAUUCCAGUCCUUUUGCUAUAUUGCUGUUUGUCUUAUCCAGUGUGGACACUCCUGUGUUGUUCUAAAUCACAUUAUUGAUAGUUGUUGGCGGGACCAAGCUACAAAACAAUUUGCCAAGAAAAAAGCAGUGAAAAAGGGGCUGAUUACAAGGAAACAUGGCAACUGAUCUCCCUCGAAUGUGAAGUGGCUGAAAACGAGAUAAAUUUUUAGAUGUUUUCAGAUCAUCCAGAUCUGCUCUUAAUUUUCUUGUUGCCCUCCA